Molecule: messenger RNA, 792 nt
Organism: Malus domestica (apple)
Lineage: Eukaryota; Viridiplantae; Streptophyta; Magnoliopsida; Rosales; Rosaceae
Source: RefSeq, a predicted model, not a curated record
AGAGAAGCAAGCGAGCUUUGCAAAUCCAGUUUAGUCCAGCGCUCAUGGACAUCUCCCGCCAAAACAAAAUUCAGAAAUUCGAGGAGUUUGUCGACCAACGCCUCAAACCUGACCUCGUCCGCGCCAUUGCUCAACGGGACAAGGUGUUCGAGCAACAAAAAGUUUUCUCGGAUUUGCGGAAGAACAUUGAGAAUUUGGAGAAAAAUAGUGUGACCAGUCUUAGGAGUUUGGUGAAUCUUGGCUCUGAAGUUUAUAUGCAAGCUGACGUGCCAGAUACACGACGCAUAUUUGUAGAUAUUGGACUAGGAUUUCAUGUGGAGUUCACCUGGUCUGAAGCUUUAAAUUACAUAUCUCAAAGAGAAGAAAAGUUAGCCAGGCAAGUUGAAGAGUGUACUAACCUUAUUGCAUCAAUUAAAGCCCAGAUAAAGCUGGUCUGCGAAGGGAUUCGAGAAUUACUCCAGCUUCCAGCAGAAGCAAAAACUGCCUCAGAGCGCAUUUUUUGACAUCGACAACUUAGUAAACUUGCUGUCUCAUGACUUCCAAGUAAAUCAGACUUGUCUACAGCUGCAUCUUUAAAUUUUUGAUUGAGUGUUGGCAUGAUUCUCUGCUGUUUCUUAUUCUAAAAAUUAAAAGCAUGUGUCCCCUUUGACCUCGUUACAACCCUUGUGGUCGAUUCAGAACUUGCGAAAGUGUGCUUGGCCAUCAGGUAUGUAAAGUAACAUGAUGUUAUGGUAAAAUGGGAGCAUUUAACCUUCCAUAGUUUCUUGAGCUUGAAUUCACUUGCAAACUCAA